Colletotrichum karsti is the source of this 426-nucleotide messenger RNA. Its product is annotated as transcription factor. The record is from RefSeq and is a predicted model, not a curated record. The transcript has 3 exons. Bases 1 to 426 code for a protein of 141 amino acids. NCBI's taxonomy places the organism in Eukaryota, Fungi, Ascomycota, Sordariomycetes, Glomerellales, Glomerellaceae.
AUGCCACAGGGUUCGUCCCUCUCAAUCCAGGGCUUCCCCCCAAAGAUUGACCAUCUUCAAGGCUUCAACCAUGACCGGCACAUGUACGAUGUCAGCAAUCCGGGCACGCCCCGAACCCUAGAAGACCAUGCCGUCGGCUCCCUUCUUCCUGCUGCUAGUGCCGCAGCAGCACUGGCACAGCUGCAUGGUCACAAGGUCGAGCCAGAAUGGGAGUCGGAAGUGACUAUGGGAAAAGAUGGGAAGAUCUCAUCGAUGCCGCCGACCAAGCUGCUUCGGCUGCUGGCGACAUCGAUGAUGAUCGGACUCCUAUGCCUCAAUCACCAGUUUCUGUUCACAGGGCUUCGUUACCUCCGUUUCUACAUCAUGGAUUCCAGGCAGCGCAAGGAGCAGGAAGCUAUCAAGCUUCACCACUGCAACAAGCCUUAA